AUGGUAAUCUGCGUGGUACGCUUGCUUACGAUCUUCCAGCUGACGGUCAGCACAGAGGCACUUCCAGAUGCGAGCAGCGAGAUCUGCAAUGUGAGCCGCCCAGAUGGAGGUGACACUGCCUUGCUGCAGACAUUGAAAGCCUCUGGCGAGCCCAUCUCAGCGAAAGAGUUUGCGGAAAAGAUGCAGUGCCAUCCAGGGGCGAACUCCUUCUUCAUCAACGGAGGGGACUUGGUUUGGGUUCUGAAACCAAAUCCUGGCGUCCUUUGGGGAGACCUUAUGGUGGGUUGGGAGCGGGGCGGUCCUCAGAACAAGCCGUACGUUGAUGUCGACUACACGUUCAUGUCGCAGAGUUACCAAUUCACAGAUUACCUGACUCUCGCCACAGAUCUGGGCGUGGCGGUUUUGCCUAUGACGCUUUGGAUCCAGCAAACCAUCAAGCUAACUCUGACUUUGCCCAUUCCCACGGGCUGCAACGAGUUCUGGAACAAGGGCUCCGGCGGCCUCUACAUUUUCCCGCCAUGGGAGUUGGAGGCAGUGAAAAGCCCAGGAUUUGACGACGCCGGUUGGCCAAGAUCCAUGGAUCCCAGGGACCUAAUUGUUGACAGCUUGGCUUUUCGCAUCCGCUUCAAGCCUAAGCUGAAGGUUAUCCCAGGGGGGCCAGCCCGGACGCCCCGCCGACCAUAG
Molecule: messenger RNA, 684 nt
Organism: Symbiodinium sp. CCMP2456
Lineage: Eukaryota; Dinophyceae; Suessiales; Symbiodiniaceae
Source: the annotation of a GenBank genome assembly